This is a messenger RNA of Plasmopara halstedii, 498 nucleotides long. RefSeq names its product actin depolymerizing factor. The record is from RefSeq and is a predicted model, not a curated record. The transcript has a single exon. NCBI's taxonomy places the organism in Eukaryota, Oomycota, Peronosporomycetes, Peronosporales, Peronosporaceae. The coding region runs from base 1 to 498 and encodes 165 amino acids. Gene Ontology annotation, biological process: actin filament depolymerization. Gene Ontology annotation, cellular component: actin cytoskeleton; cytoplasm. Gene Ontology annotation, molecular function: actin filament binding.
AUGGCAGAACCCCACAUGAAGACAGCGGGCGUUGCCCAAUACAUUCGCCAUCAGGAUGACGUACCAGCCAAUGCCAUCGCUCCUACGGAAGCCGUUGUGGCUGAGUUUAAGCAGCUUAAGAUGCGACGCAAGUACCGUUACAUUUUGUUUCGAAUUGAAGCCGACAAGGUAGUUGUAGACGCGACGGCUCCAUCUUCGGCUACGUUCUUAGACUUUUGCGCUGCGCUACCGGACUCAGACUGUCGCUAUGCAGUGUAUGAUCACGAAUUUCUCACAGCUGAUGGCCGUAAGUCUAGCAAGCUUUAUUUCUUAACGUGGAUCCCGCAAAACUCUCAUCCAGGCUUCAAGAUGGCGUACACACACGCCAAGAGCGCUAUCCAGAGUGUAUGCGAAGGAUGCUUUGAAGUCAGUGCAGUCAUUAAGAAGGAGAUUGCAGUAGGCAUGAAUAUUUCGGAUGGGAAUGCUUCCGAUUCGGACAGCGAGUUUGAGGACGAUUAA